AAAAAGAAAGCGGAAAAUUGGGAAGAGGGGAACGCGAACAGAAACCGAGCCAGUGGGGCGUAGCUCUCGCUCGUGAGUCUACUCCAAAGGUUUGGGAGGGAAACCGACCCAGUGAGCCCUAUCUCUAGCUCCUGAGUCUACUUCAAACCUCUGGCUCGGCAUCACAGCCCAGAAGAAGAAGACGAAAAGACUUCUGAAUUCUGAACCAGUGGAUGAGUGAACCCUAGCCUCUCGAGUGGCGACCUUUGAACCUCCUUCCUAGCCUCCAUCGCCUGACAUUGCAGCCGCGCAGCCUCCAUCGCCGGACGUUGCUUCGUUGGAAGGCUUGAAUCGUCUUUAAGCCAUUGAGAAUGGUUUUGUUAAUGAACAAUGGCCAUCCUACUUGUCAUAGGAUGAAACAAAAUCCAGGCCCAUAACCAGAUGCGCUAAUCUUGAAUCUUCCCCACAACCUGCCAUCCCUAAAGCAAGAUUUUAGAUGGUUGCUGGCAUCAGUUCCCUAACUCGGAAUUAGAACCCCACGCUGUUGGACGGUGGAGAGAGAGAGCCAGAGCUGGAGAUAUGAACGUUUCAAUAAUAGAUCCACUGCAGGGAGACUUCCCUGAAGUGAUAGAAGAGUAUUUAGAGCAUGGAGUAAUGAAAUGCAUUGCGUUCAAUCGCCGAGGAACGCUUCUUGCUGCUGGAUGUUCUGAUGGAAGCUGCAUUAUUUGGGAUUUCGAGACCAGGGGAAUUGCUAAGGAGCUGCGAGAUAAAGACUGCAUUGCUGCCAUUACAAGUGUUUGUUGGUCAAAAUAUGGUCAUCGGAUACUUGUAUCUGCUGCUGACAAGUCAUUAACGCUUUGGGAUGUGGUCAAUGGUGAGAAGAUAACACGUACAACCCUCCAGCAAACCCCACUACAAGCUCGUCUAUAUCCUGGUUCAUCAAUUCCAUCCCUUUGCCUGGCAUGCCCUCUGUCAUCUGCUCCCAUGAUUGUUGAUUUGGACACAGGAAGCACAACAGUGCUUCCAGUUUCAGUUUCUGAUGCUGGUGCUGGACUUUCCCUCUCUUCACGCACCAAAUUUUCAGAUGGUUCUCUCCCUUUCACUCCAACUGCUGCUUGCUUCAACAAGUAUGGGGAUUUGGUCUAUGUGGGAAACUCUAAAGGAGAAAUACUUAUAAUAGAUUACAAAAGCAUCCAAGUGUGUGGCAUUGUUCCCAUUUCUGGUGCUGCUGUGAUAAAGAACAUUGUGUUCAGUCGGAAUGGACAAUAUCUUCUAACAAAUUCAAAUGAUCGGAUAAUCAGGAUCUAUGAGAACCUUCUGCCCUUGAAAGGCGCACUUAGUGUCCUUAAUGAACUGAACAAGACCAUUGAUGAGCUAGAUGGGUUUGAGAAGUUGAAAGCUGUUGGAUCAAAGUGCUUGGCACUUUUCCGAGAAUUUCAAGAUUCAAUCACCAAAAUGCAUUGGAAAGCACCCUGUUUCAGUGGUGAUGGUGAGUGGGUAGUUGGCGGUUCUGCUAGCAAAGGAGAGCACAAGAUCUACAUAUGGGAUAGAGCUGGGCAUCUUGUUAAAAUCCUUGAAGGUCCUAAGGAAGCAUUGUUUGAUCUAGCAUGGCAUCCUGUUCACCCUAUUGUUGUUUCUGUUUCCCUAACUGGUUUGGUCUAUAUUUGGGCGAAAGAUUAUACUGAGAACUGGAGUGCAUUUGCUCCAGACUUCAAAGAACUUGAGGAAAAUGAGGAGUAUGUAGAGAGAGAAGAUGAAUUUGAUCUUAUGCUUGAAAGUGAAAAGGUGAAAGAAUCAGAUGUCAAUGAGGAUGAUGAAGUUGAUAUCGUGACACUGGAGAAGGAUUCAGCUUUCAGUGAUUCGGAUAUGUCUCAGGAAGAACUGUGCUUCUUGCCAGCCAUUCCUUGCCCUGAUGUUCCUGAGCAGCAGGAUAAGUGUGUAGGAAGUUCUUCAAAGCUUGUUGAUAGCAAUUAUUCAGGAUCCCCUCUUUCAGAAGAAGCAAGACAAAAUGGGCAAGCAGUGAACCAUGCAUUUAGUCCAGCUGAAGCUUUAGAUAAUUCUAUUGCGGAGAAUGGAGAGGCACAUUUGAAACGGAGACGGAGACCGUCAGAGAAGGGGUUGGAGUUGCAGGCAGAGAAGGUGAAGAAACCCAGUAAGAAGAUCAAAUCUUCUGGGAAAUCAUCAAAACCUAAAAACAGGUCUAUAGUUGAACAGGAUAACACUGGUGUAUAUGCUGACGAUUUUGCUGAUGACUACAAUUAGAUUGUAGUUAUUUGUAAUUUUUAUUCAUGUUUAUAAAUUUCUUUGUUUCCUGGAAGUAACUGUUGAAUUAGUUAUAUUUAUCAAAAUUGCAUUAACCAGGUUCAUUA
Molecule: messenger RNA, 2348 nt
Organism: Malania oleifera
Lineage: Eukaryota; Viridiplantae; Streptophyta; Magnoliopsida; Santalales; Ximeniaceae
Product: protein RBL-like
Exons: 6
Coding region: 559-2241 (560 amino acids)
Cellular component (GO): Set1C/COMPASS complex
Molecular function (GO): protein binding
Source: RefSeq, a predicted model, not a curated record